Punica granatum (pomegranate) is the source of this 1261-nucleotide messenger RNA. Lineage: Eukaryota; Viridiplantae; Streptophyta; Magnoliopsida; Myrtales; Lythraceae. The record is from RefSeq and is a predicted model, not a curated record.
UAAAAGACCAAAUACAGUAAUUUCGGGGAGAUCCAGGUCCAGGUGAAAAAGUGCCCAAAAAAAAAGAUUUUGAUAUCGCCCGUAAUCUGUCCUCUGUUUCAGCUUCGAGAUGACGCGACCAAGACGGAACCUUCUUCUUCUUCGACUCAUCAUCCCCAUGUGAAGCGUGAACGGUGGCAAUUGUACAUAUAUAUAUAUAUAUAUAUAUAUAUAUAUAUAUCUCCAAGAAGGAAUGAACGUUUCUUCGGUAAAAGGGGCGACAAUGAAGCAACAAGAAGAUGACCUCUGGAGCUCUCUACCAGAGGAUGUUGCCCUCAAGAUAGCUUCCAGCCUGCAGGUAGGCGAUGUCUGCAAUUUGGGUAGCUGCUCCACGUUCUGGAGGGGGCUUUGCCGGUCGGAUUUUCUCUGGGAGUCUUUGGCCCGACAAAGGUGGCCUCUUCUACUGGGUCCCUGCGGAGAUGAUUCAUCAUCUUCUUCUUCUUCGGUUGUUCGUGGGUUCGAAAGAAGUGGAUUUGAUAUGAACAUGGAGCCCUUUUACGAGAGGUGGGAGUGCUUCUACAUAAAGUGGCACAAAGAGAUGGCCCGAAGAGCUGUCUUGGUGGUUCAGUAUAUUGAGCAAUACACGUCCAGUGACUCUCUCGAGAUCAGGGAGUACCUAAAAGCAAUAGAAGACUUGAGCUUCAUGCAACUCGGGUUCACAGACAUUCAAAUGUUCUUCUUCAGACCCAAAGUCAGUGUGCUGAUAAACUUGGUGGGCUUGCAUUACUGCAUCAAUUGGCUCGGCGUGCCUGCCGAGGAUGUAAUGAAAGCGCUUGAGAAUCACAGUAUCUCGCAGAGGCAAGUGUGCGUGAAGUGGUGGAAGGUUGGGAGAUGGUUCUAUGGGUUCCGUAUGAGAGACGAGUCCCACUCUCGUCAGGUCUCCCUUCAGGACAUCACCACCAAUGCCCCAGAAAAGAAAAGCGAGGUCCUUGGGGUCCUCCGUCGUGGUGCAGUUCACGAAGUCUUGCGGGUUCAGAUCUCUGUUGCGGCUCCUUCUUAUACUUCCUGGUCCCAUCAAAGCAGCUAAAGUUGGAGACUUGGGAGUGGCCGGGAAAUUAUUUUAUGUGUAUAUGUUUGUGUAUGCAUAUGUGCAUAGUGUCUGUACAGGUAAGUGCCCGAUCGAAAUCUUCGCAAAUUUAUCGUAUAACUGUUCAAUAAAUCUUUUUGUUCAUGGUGGUGAUAUUGUUUAUUCAAUAAAAGGGCUCGUACUAAUUGAUCUUGA